AUGAUGAAGAUUAGACCUGGUCAACAAAUUGGAGUGUGGCAAUCCCAAUACCUUAAAAGAUGGAACGAAAGGGCCUAUCUAUGGAAGAAUUCUGCUUUAAGCAAAAGAAGUCACUUAGAUUCAGUUAUUUUUUUUGCUUUUGCACUUGACGAUGACCUGUGUGGAAAAGAAAGAGUGCUAAAUUCAGAAAUGCAAAGUGGAGGAAAUAUAUACAUUUGGCUAUGGCACACAAUACUAUUUUCACAUCACAUUUUUUUAUACUUCCAUAAGCAGAAUUAUAUUGCCAAUGCUAUAAAAGUCUUUUUAAAGUCUAAUUUUUAA
This is a messenger RNA of Echinococcus granulosus, 321 nucleotides long. RefSeq lists its product as hypothetical. The record is from RefSeq and is a predicted model, not a curated record. The transcript is spliced from 4 exons. Bases 1 to 321 code for a protein of 106 amino acids. Lineage: Eukaryota; Metazoa; Platyhelminthes; Cestoda; Cyclophyllidea; Taeniidae.